AUGUACCAUGACCGCACCUGCCGGCACAAACGCCUGCACGAGUAUCUGAGCUGUUUGGAGAGCUAUGGGAAUAUUCUGAAUGUUGACACAACUGGAGCUUUGGAGCCAACCGUGAAAACAGAAGGUCUGAGCUGUGUAGGAUUGAUUGCUGGUAUUAUUUUUCAAGAGUCACAUGCUGGGGCAGUGCUGAAGGACGGCUGGGGUGACCCUGGAAAUACAUUUGGUUUAGUGCAGUUAGACAAACAGUACUGUAAGAUUGACAGGUCAUGGGACACUGAAGAGUACUUACCAUAAGACACAGAGAUUUUAUGCAGAUUUAUAAUUCAGAAAAAAUUCCCAGCUUGGACAAAGGAACAGGACCUCAAAGUCCUUACAGUGGGUCCCUUUAGUCCAACUACAGUAGUAACAUGUCUGACGUUAUUAAUGUGGGAUAAUGCAGAAGCUAACAACGUCCAGAACUACAACAAAAUGGAUACUGGCACAACACACAACUAUGUCAAUAAUGUGGAUGCAAGAGCCAAUUUUUAUAAGAGAAUUGGAUAUUGAGAUCUCUGAAUAAUGAUUAGAGUCACUGAUUCAUACUUUGCUUCUAAUUAAAAACAACCUGGAUUUCUCCCUCAGAAAUAGUAAAAAUGGGGGGGAGCAGUGAAGCCAGAAAAAAGUACAAGAUUCCAAUGGGGUUUUUUUUCAGCUAAGGCUAAAAAAGUAAUUUAAAAGAUAACACUGCUAAUAAUC
Neopelma chrysocephalum (saffron-crested tyrant-manakin) is the source of this 735-nucleotide messenger RNA. RefSeq names its product lysozyme g2 (gene LYG2). Gene Ontology annotation, molecular function: lysozyme activity. NCBI's taxonomy places the organism in Eukaryota, Metazoa, Chordata, Aves, Passeriformes, Pipridae. Gene Ontology annotation, biological process: defense response to Gram-positive bacterium. Gene Ontology annotation, cellular component: extracellular region. The record is from RefSeq and is a predicted model, not a curated record.